Molecule: messenger RNA, 3970 nt
Organism: Sapajus apella (tufted capuchin)
Lineage: Eukaryota; Metazoa; Chordata; Mammalia; Primates; Cebidae
Gene: KBTBD7
Product: kelch repeat and BTB domain containing 7
Exons: 1
Coding region: 388-2460 (690 amino acids)
Molecular function (GO): protein binding
Source: RefSeq, a predicted model, not a curated record
GGUUUCUUUCCUCGGUGUUGGCCCGGGCGUCCGAGAGCCCCAGCAGGCCUCCGGGCGCGAAAGGCAACCCGGGAACGGUAGUUCUCCUGGGCGCCUAGCGGGAUCGCCAGCGCGGCAGUGGGGCUUCCGCGGCUCCAAGCCAGCGGGUCCUGUGAGGGCGAGCGGAGGCGGAGAAAGGGCGCGGAAGUGAGAGAGGGUGAGUCAGCCACUGUCUACGCGAUAAAGGGAGGCCUCACCGCGGGGUAGGGCAGAAUUCAGGAGUAAGGUCCGUGCCGCAGUCUGUUCCAGGAAGCGGCUUGUCUUAGCGUCAGCGAGGGAAGGGUGAGGAGGAGCCAGAGCCGGGUCCUGCAGCCGUUCUCGCCUUCAGCGCCAGUCGCCAUCUCCACCAUGCAGUCCCGGGAGGACGCCCCGCGCUCUCGCCGCCUCGCCAGUCCCCGCGGUGGGAGGCGGCCCAAGAGGAUUUCCAAGCCCUCGGUUUCGGCCUUUUUCACGGGUCCAGAGGAACUAAAGGACACGGCCCAUUCUGCAGCCCUGCUGGCACAGCUCAAGUCUUUCUAUGAUGCGCGGCUGCUGUGUGAUGUGACCAUCGAGGUGGUGACGCCUGGCAGCGGGCCUGGCACGGGUCGCCUCUUUUCCUGCAACCGCAAUGUGCUAGCAGCUGCGUGUCCCUACUUCAAGAGCAUGUUCACAGGUGGCAUGUAUGAGAGCCAGCAGGCCAGCGUGACCAUACACGAUGUGGACGCCGAGUCCUUCGAGGUGCUGGUCGACUACUGCUACACGGGUCGUGUGUCUCUCAGUGAGGCCAACGUGCAGCGCCUGUACGCGGCCUCUGACAUGCUACAGCUGGAGUAUGUGCGGGAAGCCUGUGCCUCCUUCUUAGCUCGACGUCUUGACCUGACCAACUGCACUGCCAUCCUCAAGUUUGCAGACGCCUUUGACCAUCACAAGCUGCGAUCUCAGGCCCAGUCCUACAUAGCUCACAACUUCAAGCAGCUCAGCCGAAUGGGUUCGAUUAGGGAGGAGACUCUAGCAGAUCUGACCCUGGCCCAGCUGCUGGCUGUUCUGCGCCUGGAUAGCCUGGACAUAGAGAGUGAGCGGACUGUAUGCCAUGUAGCAGUGCAGUGGCUGGAAGCUGCUCCCAAAGAGCGGGGUCCCAGUGCUGCAGAAGUCUUCAAGUGCGUGCGCUGGAUGCACUUCACUGAAGAAGAUCAGGACUACUUAGAAGGGCUGCUGACCAAGCCCAUAGUGAAGAAGUACUGCCUGGACGUUAUUGAAGGGGCCCUGCAGAUGCGCUAUGGUGACCUGUUGUACAAGUCUGUGGUGCCAGUGCCAAACAGCAGCAGCGGCAGCAGCAGCAGCAGCAGCAGCAACAACAGCAACUCUGUUGUACCUGCAGCAGAAAAUCCACCUCAGAGGCUGGGUAUGUGUGCCAAGGAGAUGGUGAUCUUCUUUGGACACCCCAGAGAUCCCUUUCUCUGCUAUGACCCUUACUCAGGGGACAUUUACACAAUGCCAUCACCUUUAACCAGCUUUGCCCACACUAAGACUAUCACCUCCUCAGCUGUCUGUGUCUCCCCAGACCAUGACAUCUAUCUAGCUGCCCAGCCCAGGAAAGAUCUCUGGGUGUAUAAACCAGCUCAGAAUAGUUGGCAACAACUUGCAGAUCGCUUGCUGUGUCGUGAGGGCAUGGAUGUAGCAUAUCUCAAUGGCUACAUCUACAUCUUGGGGGGACGGGACCCUAUUACUGGAGUUAAAUUGAAGGAAGUGGAAUGCUACAGUGUUCAGAGAAACCAGUGGGCAUUGGUGGCUCCUGUCCCUCAUUCCUUCUAUUCCUUUGAACUCAUAGUGGUUCAGAACUAUCUUUAUGCUGUCAACAGUAAGCGCAUGCUCUGCUAUGAUCCUAGCCACAAUAUGUGGCUAAACUGUGCUUCUCUUAAACGCAGUGACUUUCAGGAAGCAUGUGUCUUCAAUGAUGAAAUCUAUUGUAUCUGUGACAUCCCAGUCAUGAAGGUCUACAACCCAGCUAGGGGAGAAUGGAGGCGGAUUAGUAAUAUUCCUUUGGAUUCAGAAACCCACAACUACCAGAUUGUCAAUCAUGACCAAAAGUUGCUGCUCAUCACUUCUACAACCCCACAAUGGAAAAAAAACCGAGUGACAGUGUAUGAGUAUGAUACUAGGGAAGAUCAGUGGAUUAAUAUAGGUACCAUGUUAGGCCUUUUGCAGUUUGACUCUGGCUUUAUUUGCCUUUGUGCUCGAGUUUAUCCUUCCUGCCUUGAACCUGGUCAGAGUUUCAUUACUGAGGAAGAUGAUGCACGGAGUGAGUCUAGUACUGAAUGGGACUUAGAUGGAUUCAGUGAACUGGACUCUGAGUCAGGAAGUUCAAGUUCUUUUUCAGAUGAUGAAGUCUGGGUGCAAGUAGCACCUCAGCGAAAUGCACAGGAUCAGCAGGGUUCUUUGUAAAUAGUAUUUUGAGACACUAAGAUGUUUCUACUGCUAUGGAAUGUAUGUUAAAAAGAUAUCCUUUCUUUUUCUUGGAAAAAAAACAUUGAUUACGACCACAGAUUUGGUUUAGAAAGGGUAAUAUUUUGAAAUACUACAGGGUUUAAAAAGUCCAUGAAAUCAACCUGUUUAAUAAUUUACCGUGCUAAAAGUCCAAAAUUAAAAUAUGCAAACAAGAACUAUAUAAUUGAUCGGGAUGCUUGGUAGGUUUUUUCCUGGUUCAGAUAUUCAUUCCACAGUGGAUUGUUUUGAUUAGUGUGCUUAUUUUUUUAUUAAUUCAGUCUCCUGUUAAUUUUAGUUUUCUUUAGUGCCACAAAGAAUUUAUCUUCUAAAUUUGUAUAAUAGAAAACUGGACUAGGAAUUGUUAAUGGGGUUUUGAAGGAUGAGUACUUUCCUUCAAAAUAAUGAAAGUGGUAGAUUUUCAAAAUCUUACACUAGUCAGUUCUUUAUAUUCUAAGUUAAAUAUAGUUUGUAAAAUUAUUUUGGUUUUCUUCUACAAAGAAAAAAAAUUGGAUAUAUGUAUUUUAAGGUUACUGAAUAGUGAUUUCAUUUUGAUAAUGUGCAGAAUGGCCUCACAAGCUCACAGAAAGUAAAAAAAUAAUAAUAAUAAUAAAUCAGAAUUACACACCCUUCUAAACCAAACCAAAACAAAACAAAAGGUAACUUGCUUUUUACAUUUGAAUUUUUAAUCUAUGCCCAAUACAUGCUUUAUUGAGUCAGAGGAACAAUUCCUGAACAUAUAAUUGGGUAAUGUAAAUUUUUAUCCAUUGGUCAUGGCUUGUCUUAAAAUGUUUAUUUGCCUCCGUAAAAUAUUUUGGCUGUAUAGGUUUGGUGUUUGUUCUAAAGGAUUCUUCAACAGAAAGUGAUUUAUUCUUUACUGUUUUUGUGAGGUAAUAUGGUUUAGAACAUACAUAUAAGCUAAAAACAGUAUUUUACUCAGAUCAGUAGUUAUUGUGUCUAUCAGCUAUAAAAAAAAAUCAAGUGCCAGCAAAGAACUUUAAAACUUUAAGCUGUGUAUUAUAGAACUGUUUUGUGUAGCAUUGGAAUAUUGUCCCUUUUGUAAGUCACUGUAAAUGUUCUUAAUUAUCAGCUUGAAAGUAUUUUUGUAUGAAAAGUUGACACUGAACAACCUAAAUGGAUGAUGGCAUUUGGGGCCAGUAGUGAAAGUAUGUUUCCUCUAAAAUAUUUCCCUAAACAGUGGUAUACAUGGUUUUUUUUAUUAUGAGAUUUGUAUAUGUUCUGUGUUUCUCUGGGAACCAUGUUUCAGUCUCUUUGUUACCGUAUGUAAGGGAAAGUCCAUAAAUAUUGACUAAAUUGCACAAAACUGACAUUGUUAAUUACAGGAAAUAUAGGUGCUUACCUUUUGAAGGUUUAUUAAUACAUAUGGUUGUCACAAUACGUAUAUAUGAUAAAUGGUGUACAUAUAUAGAUGUUUAUGGUGUAUAAAUUUUUCUAUAUCCAAUUAGAAUUA